CCAGCGCUCUGGUAACGAAUGACGCGAAUUUGGAUCACUGGCAGGGAUCCAGGGAACCGUGUCGGGGAUCCGGCUGGCGUCCUGAGAAGAACACAAAUAUUCACGUCAACUGAAAGGAAACCACCGUCAUUUGCUCAACAAAUGGAGCUUAAAACUAGGAUUGCUAAAAUGAUCAAACAUUCGAUCCGAUCACCGAUUGGAAAAUCGAUUUUCUGAUCGUGAAACGACAUGUUAGGAAAAUAUACAGUGUUUAUAAAUAAACUGUGAUUUGUAAAGUGUCUGGGAUUAAUAAGCAAAUCAAAAUGUCGGAUCUAAACGUUCGACCCUUAUUAAGUUUGUUGGAGGCGAUGAUAGAUUUGGCCACCCCUAAAGUGAAUGUGAAGCCAGGGGGAUUCAGUGAGGAUAUAUUUAUAAACUUAACUCCGGAACAAAAAGAAGAAUUCGAAUGUUCAAUAUGCUAUCAAAUCUUAAAGGAGCCUCGAAGAUGCAGCAACAAACACAAAUACUGUUACUCGUGUAUAUUCGUGUGGUCAACGUCAGGACCUCACGGAAAUCACCGAAGAUGUCCAGUUUGUCGAACGGAAGGGUACUAUAUUAGGGAUCGUGAACUAGAGGAAAAAGUGGGAAAUCUAAAAGUGAAAUGUCAUUUAGAAACUUGCAAGUGGAGAGGGCCACUGAAAUUGCUACCUAAACACACUCACACUACAUACACACGUACUGGCCUUCCGUUCAGAAGUAGAUUCGAUGAUCACUAUCGCAGUAUGUACAGCGACAUGGAGAAUCAAGAUGACCAAUUCCCGAGGUUAGAAAAUGGUAGUCACGAAUCUGGGUCAAGACUGUCCUUACGUCCCCCGUCCACUGCAAAUCGGCUGGCCAGGAGCCGAUUGGCGGGUACUCAAACUGCUAGAGAUGCGGGCAACAGCAGCACAAGCGCAUCGCCACAACAUAGCGUUUCCGCUAUGACAACGCCGAGGACUCCACAUCCACCCACAACCCCUCGCCCAGCAGGCCAAACUGUCCGGCGGGUGCCAACUCUACCUAGUAUUAUCAAUAACAGUAGUCCAAGAGCCGCACAGGAGACGCGAUCCCACCAGCAAAGAUCGUCAGCAACCAGCGAGCGCCGUCCCCAGCCGCCACAACAGCCCAGAACGAAUGGAACUAUGUCAAGAGGAGUCCGAACUAACACAACCAACCCUGGCGUUAGCAAUGUCCGAGAAAGACUGAGGGAGAGCAGGGAACGGCUGGACAACCUAAUGACCUCAUUCUCGAACGAGCUAGAACGAGGCCGACGUGGUCUUACGGAAUUUCAGGAAACGCGUGAGCGUCGGCGGCAAGAACAAUUAGAAGAAGUGCGUGAUCUGGGUAGACGGUUGAAUUAUGUUGCAACCGAGUUGCGCAGUCUUUUAGAUCAAAGACGGCAGAUCCGCGAAGAUUUGGAAGAAAUAUCUGAUGAAUAUGCAGAUAGUUAAUCUCAUAUGCAGAUAGUUAAUAUCAUCAGAUGGAAAACUUUUUUUUAAAAGUAUUCAUUUUACCUGUGAUAAGUUUUAUUUUACCAGAAAUUGUUUUUAUUUUCACACUUAGAGUUUUUUGUUAUAUAGAAUAUGAAAAUAAAUUCACUUUUAUCAUGCGA
Messenger RNA from Ostrea edulis (European flat oyster), 1630 nucleotides. RefSeq lists its product as uncharacterized. Gene Ontology annotation, molecular function: ubiquitin protein ligase activity. Gene Ontology annotation, biological process: protein polyubiquitination; ubiquitin-dependent protein catabolic process. The transcript has 2 exons. Bases 303 to 1469 code for a protein of 388 amino acids. The record is from RefSeq and is a predicted model, not a curated record. Lineage: Eukaryota; Metazoa; Mollusca; Bivalvia; Ostreida; Ostreidae.